AUGUUUGUGAUUCCACUGAACUUGUCAGACAAUCGAAAUGUGAGAUACUCGGAUUUUCGUGGAGGGGAAGUCAAACGAGUGCCUGUGAUCAGGAUUUUCGGAUCAACUCCUGUUGGACAGAAAGUGUGCCUUCAUAUACACGGUGUGCUUCCGUACUUGCAUGUUCCGUAUGAUGAUUGCACAAGGGCUAAGGAAGUAUGUGUUCCAUUUGCUGCAAGUUUGAACAAAGCCCUGAAUGCGUCGAUGGGAAAUGCGGAUUCAACAAAUCAGCACAUUCAUUUGGUGGAGUUGGUUUACGGUACACCUUUCUAUGGAUAUCAUGAUGAAAGUUGCCUGUUCCUGCGGGUGGUUUAUUACAACCCAGCGUUGCUUAAUAGGAUCUCUCAAUUGUUGCUAAAUGGAGCCGUACUUGGAAAACCAUUUCAACCGCAUGACGCUCACAUUCCGUUCAUUCUCCAGUUCUUCAUCGAUUAUAAUCUGUACGGGAUGAACCAGAUUCGCCUGUCUUCCGUAAGAUACAGAAGAUCAGGUGAAACUGCUCAUACUCCACGCUCAAACGCAUCCGGUACUCCGAAGCUGAAUCAAAGCCGAGCGGAUGGUUUUGUUUAUCCAGAGACAUUACCCGAUUACCUUCUGAUGCCAGCUGAGUGUGGGAAAAUCAGUACAUGCGCACUUGAAGUAGAUGCAAGUUCUUCAAAUAUUUUGAACCACCGCGUCACGAAUUCUGGGCAAGAUCCUUCGGGAAAUCCUGGAAUAGCAUUUAUUUGGGCUGACGAAAAAGCAAGACGAUCAGCUGUGAAAAAGGAGGAUCGUUUGACUCCUCCUGGUUCUCCUUCGAUAUCGCAAGUCCCGCUUCCAGAGUCGCAUUUGUUCUACUAUGAUAGGUUGAAGACAGAGCUUGAGAAGCAUGACGUUAAUAGCGAGUCUCGACUGAAUCCCUCGAAUACUACUUCGGGCAAUACACUCGGCGAAGAGUAUAAAUUGGUGAAGCAAGUUGAUUCAUUUUCUGUUGAGCCGAUCGAAGAUUUGUUCCAUCUGACGCCAUCUGACUUGAGCCUUGUGAAUAUUUUGGCACAUUUGGGGGAUGAUCCUGAUUCGCAGAAAGAAGUAGCUGAAAAAUUGAUUCUUGAAGAAGAACUUGAAAGCUUAUCGCAGCGUCUCGAAUGUGAUGAAGGUGCUGUAAUCGAGGCCGUCACAAAACAGUCGCCGGAAGAAGAAGAAUUAGCGGAGAUAGAAGCGCUUGAAAUGAGCCAAGCUUGGGACACUGAUUUUAUCUCUUCGUUGAAUCAAGAUUUGAACCGGUCGAGUGGAAGUGAUAUUCGAGGAGAGAAGACGUCUGAAUUCUCUGACAGAAUCGAGCAGAUGGAUGGUUCAGUGAAUGAACCUGAACCGUCGAAGUUAUAUGAACGACGACCGCAGCGCAAACGCAUUUUGCAUCGAAAAUCCCGUCCUAAACUUUCACGACUUAUUCGUCCGUGCUUCGUCCGACUUAGAAAAUUAGAAAACCAGGAAGAUAUGCGGAAAGUAUGCCAAAUUCAUGGCCUAAACUUUUCGCGAUAUUGCGAGGAACAUGUAGAAGAAGAGUUCCGUAAUAAGAGCGACCUCAAAAGGAUAAAUUUUAUGGUCGACUGCUAUGUCGUUCUUGAUAAAUUGAAAAUACCCGAAGGUGUGAAUGAUAUUGAGAGUCCUCAGUCGAGUCGCAGCUCCUUUGAUGAACUUCGAGAGUCCGCCAAAAUUAACGAGCAAAAUAUCGACAUGAAAAGUGUAGAUGCUGAACAUGACGUGCCGCAAACGAUCAAAAUGGCAGAACCCUUACAGGAAUCAACUGAAGAAGCGAGUCGAUUGGGAGAUGAAUCUGAGAGCUACGAGAUAGGAUCGUUUGAAGAUGAAGCAGAUGACGACAUCGUGAAUUGUAGUCAGACGUUUGUGAGACCGAAAUUGUGGCCAUUGCGACGACGCGAUUCUCACAUUGUUAGUUUUUAUGAUUUCAAAUCUCCUGUGGCUACGUCUGUUCCCCGUGCAACAUUUUCAUCCUCCACCGAAAAAAAUAUUGAAGAUGAGGAGGAAAAAUCAGUAACUUGUGAAUCUGUACCUUCCUCUCCUUCUGAAAUUCCCACUGAAAAUGAGAAUUCAACUGUUUGCGCUGGACAAACGCCGCGAAGAAACUCUCCUACCGGACCGCCCAACUUACAUUCUUUUGCGUCGGGAAACUACUGUGCAAAUAAUAUUUGGCCAUCAAAUGUUUCUGCUACAAACCACUCAAUUUUGCGACCAUUCGCAAGACCUCCUGAUCGGAAGAAGUUUCGGAGCUUUGUCCGGAACCAGCAACCCUUUUGGAGCCGUUAUGAAGAUUAUCAGGAAGCUGGAGAAGGAAAAAAGGGAAAGCUUGGGGUUGGAGACUUGUGUCAUGUGACAUGCGUUUCCACAUCGAACAUGGAGCCAUUCAACGGAAGUUCUGAGGCUCUCCAAGAAACGAGGAUGCAGUUGUAUGUGAAGCGUGAGCUGAUCAAUGAAACUUGCCUGAAAGCCCUGUCAGGAGAUUGGUGGCUGAUGACCACCCAAGUUCCGGGAAAAGUCUUCCUCACCCCAGUUCGCCAGCCUCCGAAAAGGAGCUCCUUCCUGAAAGCGAGAGAAGCUUUGACAGGAGAUACGCCAAAACCAAUUACUUCAACUCCCUUCGGUAAAACUCAGAGUAAUGAGAACAAAACGCCGUUGAGUCGUUCUGGAAUUCCCGCGAUCACCCCGAUUCCUCCAAAGGACACCGAGAAGCGCGUUUGUCGCCGCGAAUUGAUAAAAAAGAGAACUUCACAAAUAUCUGGAACAACCCCGGACAAGACAUUUGUCUAUAAGGUGAAUCACGGGUGCUUAGAAGAGGUGAAAGCUGAGAUUGAACCAGAUUACCUAACAAUCGUGAGCCUGGAAGUGUUAACCUCUGCCCGUGGGAAUUUGACCCCUGAUCCAACAUACGAUUCAAUCGGGGCGGCAUUUUAUUACAUAUCUCAUGACGUAAUGCCAUCUUCGGACAUUGCUAGCGGCAAGCAGAAUGUGUUGGGCGUUUUUGUGGUUACCGAAGGCGAGGAGUUUGAGUGGGAAUUGAAAAAUUUGUGUUCCAUUCGUGGCAUUAGGCUCGGUUUCGUCCGGAGUGAAAUGGAGCUCCUGAAUGCGAUUGUAGAUCUGGUGCAAAUCUGGGACCCCGAUAUACUUCUCGGAUUCGAAGUGCAGCAGUUAUCCUGGGGUUACUUGAUUGAGCGAGCGGAUGCGCUUGGUUUCGUUUUGCCGCCAAAGCUGAGUCGGGUUCCAUCAGAAGAAAAGACAAGUCACGCCAAUGAAGACCUGGAUCCGUAUGGGUCUGCACACACAUCGGAGAUACAUCUUUGUGGUCGUAUCACGCUGAAUGUGUGGCGUCUUUUCCGUCAUGAGAUCGCUCUCACCAGCUACACAUUUGAAAAUUUGUACUUCCACGUCCUACACGAACGGUUGCCUAGAUUUAGCUUCGGGACCUUGUACGAGUGGUGGAACGGUGGGAAGCGCGAGACAGUUUUGAGGUAUUUCGUGAAACGCGUUGAAGGGAAUUGGAGUCUUCUGGAGAAGAUGGAUCUUAUUGGACGAACAUGCGAAUUGGCGCGUUUGUUCGGUAUUCAGUUCUACGAGGUUUUAUCUCGCGGCUCGCAAUUCAGAGUGGAGUCUAUGAUGCUGCGUUUGGCGAAGCCUGCGAAUUACGUGCCUGUGUCGCCUUCGGUCGAACAAAGAGCGCAUAUGCGAGCUCCGGAAUGUAUCCCGUUGAUUAUGGAGCCGGAGUCGACUUUGUAUGUUGAUCCGGUCGUCGUGCUGGAUUUUCAGAGCUUGUAUCCUUCAAUUGUGAUUGCCUACAACUACUGCUUUUCAACCUGCUUGGGACGCAGCGAAUUCAUCGGACAAAUUCACCCGUUCAAGUUCGGCUGCACGACGUUACGAGUUCCGGCCGAGGUGAUUUCCAAAGUUGGGCUCGAAAACAUAACCAUUUCUCCCUGUGGAGUCGCAUUUGUGAAAGCUGAUGUGCGCCGAGGAAUUUUGCCGCAAAUGCUGGAGGAAAUCCUGACGACUAGAAUCAUGGUUAAGCAGUCGAUGAAGCUGCAUUCUGGUGACAGAGCUUUGCAGAAAGUUUUGGACGCUCGACAGCUCGGCUUGAAGUUGAUCGCAAAUGUAACGUACGGUUACACAUCUGCCAAUUUUUCCGGUCGAAUGCCAUGUGUUGAGAUUGGUGACAGUAUUGUUAGCAAAGGACGAGAGACGCUGGAGAAAGCAAUUCAGAUGGUGCAUUCGAAUCCCGACUGGGGAGCGAAAGUUGUGUAUGGUGACACUGAUUCCAUGUUUGUGCUGUUGCCUGGUCGCGAUAAAGAAGCCGCUUUCAGAAUUGGCCAUGAAAUUGCUGCUGCUGUAACAAAAGUCAACCCGAAGCCGGUGAAACUAAAGUUUGAGAAGGUGUACUAUCCCUGCAUUCUUCAGACCAAGAAGCGUUACGUUGGUUACAAAUAUGAAACGCUGGAGCAAAAAAGCCCAGAAUACGAAGCCAAGGGCAUUGAAACCGUGCGAAGAGAUGGAGUACCAGCUGUGUGCAAAAUCUUGGAGAAAACUUUGCGUCUUUUGUUUGAAACUCGAGACAUUUCCGUUGUGAAGCGAUACAUUCAAGCCCAGUUGUCGAAAAUUCUCCUCGGUCGAGUCAACUUUCGGGAUUUCACGUUCGCCAAGGAAUUCCGCGGUAUGACUGGUUACAAACCCGGUGCGUGUGUGCCUGCUUUGGAAUUGGCCAAGAAACGGGCCAUUGUUGACCCGAGGUCGGUGCCGAGAGUCGGUGACAGAGUGCCGUAUGUUGUUGUUUACGGUCCACCGGGUGUUACCCUGAUCCAGCUGGUGAGGGAGCCUGGGGAAGUACUUAAAGAUCAGACUCUGCGGUUGAAUGGACAGUACUACAUUACCAAGGUGAUCCUGCCUCCGCUGGAAAGGUGCCUGAACAUGAUGCGUGGCGUCAACGUGAUGAACUGGUACACUAGUUUGCCGAAAUUGUACCGACCGUGGUGCCACGGUGUCCCAGAGGGCGUUUCUGGUCCUGGUGCUAGUACCAUCACUCAAUUUUUUGUGACGACUGCGUGUCCAGUGUGUGACAAGCCGAAUGCUGCUCUUGGAGGAGAAAUCAGUCUCUGCAGUCAAUGUUGCGCUGAUCCGCAAGCCUCAACAAUGAAGUUGCUCAACAAGUCCAAAUACGCGCAGAAGAGAUUCCACGAUUUGAACCAGAUUUGCAAAACUUGCUGUGGACUCAUCACUGAUGACAUUCGAUGCGCAUCAUUGGAUUGCCCCUUGCUUCAUUUCCGGGAAUUGUGGAAGAAGGACCAGGCACAACUGUGCUCCAUUGCUCCAAUUUUGCAGUCCUUCAAUUUCUGAAUGUGUGAGAAUCUGUGAUUGCGAGAAACCAAAGCUGGUGAUUAUUUGUACGCGUCUGAAUUGUGAGAGUUUUAAUGAAGAUAUUCUGGUGUUUCUUGAUACAAGGAAUGAAUUACGUCAUGUGGGAAACAAC
Notodromas monacha is the source of this 5551-nucleotide messenger RNA. The record is from the annotation of a GenBank genome assembly. Lineage: Eukaryota; Metazoa; Arthropoda; Ostracoda; Podocopida; Cyprididae.